Molecule: messenger RNA, 1176 nt
Organism: Myxozyma melibiosi
Lineage: Eukaryota; Fungi; Ascomycota; Lipomycetes; Lipomycetales; Lipomycetaceae
Product: Sin-like protein conserved region-domain-containing protein
Exons: 3
Coding region: 7-1089 (360 amino acids)
Biological process (GO): tRNA transcription by RNA polymerase III
Cellular component (GO): nucleus; RNA polymerase III complex
Source: RefSeq, a predicted model, not a curated record
GCAGCAAUGGAGAACGAAGCAGAUGACAGCCAGCCAAACAUCUUUCCCUUUGAGAUCAAAGAGGAACCCACCGACGACUCCGCACUCGACCUGCAAGAAGAUAUGACCGGGUCAGCGGGGAGCAGCCGUAUGCCUUUCGAGGUCGUCAAAGAAGAGCCCGGUGAUGGAGACGGUGAUCUGAUGGUUAUCGACUCGCCGGUAAAGGAGCAGGCCUCCUCACCGACAAGCACACGCACGUCUGGUAGACUGAGGCGCAAGAGCAGUCUGGAAUCUGGAGCAUCGCCUGAGCAGCGUAAGGAACUCAAGAGAGGUCUGCGAAAGAAAUCGGCUUUCAUGAAGAGCGAUACUGCGGAAGAGGCCGCGAGCAGUAUGCCGAUGGAAGGAGUGGAACCAGCAUCAGCACAAGAAGCAGACGACUCAGACGAUCCGAUAGUUCAAACAGUACCUGUAUUUCUGUCUUCACAACUCUCGGAGCAUCUUCACAUCAUGCAAUACCCAGUCCGAUCACAGUCGCGACCAUACACGGGCUCUCAAGGGGAGCCCAUUCUCGACUUUCGAUUUAAACCAAAAGCAGGUGUCGUUCAAGUUGAUGUACCGAUAAACGCACAGUCUCAAUUCUACGAUCGCGAGAAAGGUGAAAGGUGGGGAGGAGUGGAACGACAGACUUUAAGUGGUGUUGUCAAUAAACCUGAGGGUUAUAUGAUUGGUAUAUUCCAGAAUGGCGAACUGCAUUUGACUCCUGUCGCUGGCAAUGCACAACUGCGCCCCAGUUUUUCAUACGUUGAUAAGGAUGCACAGACAGAAAAGGAUCUUGCACGUACAGUCAGACAGGAUCCUGCAAAGUCAAAAGAGAUUCGUGCUGUACAGAUGACGGUUAAAUCAGCAGACAAUCAAGCCCCCCGCUACAGCGGUGCACUAUCUGCACGCAAGAAUGCUGACGACGAGCCAUUCAAAUCUUUGCCAUGGUUCGACAAGGAUACGGAGGUGGCAUGGGAACUAGCUGAAAAGCUCAAGGCCGGCGAGCGCGGUGCUCUCGCUGCUCAUACCUCAAAAUCAGCCUACUCAGAUAUGUUGCGUGAUCACAUUUGACGGAACAUUACUGGCUUGGGUGUUGUUAUAUCUUUUAGUCUGUACGGUAAAGCAUGUAAAAUAGGUGGUUCAAAAUCUUUUUCCGAU